AUUGCCUGUUUCAGCUCUGUGAAAUAUGUCAAGGUUACUAACACUGUUUGAGUGAGAUACAAUUGGUACAAUUUCUUUGAUGUUGUUUAAAGAUAUGAAGCUUUAUUUCCCGGUAAUAUUUACUUUACUUCUUUUGUUCUCCACAUAUGUGUACGCGUUUCGAGCUCCGUCAAAGCAAACGAGCAAUUCGACCUCAGAACUGGAUAUGAAAUUUGGAGAAGAUUUCGACGGAUCUGCUGUCAAGAGUCUCGGCUCGCCAUAUUUACAACUUCCCGUUUUCCAGCAUUCUAGAAUCCCACUUUUGGACAAAAAGCAGUUCUCUCCGAUGCUUGGAUCAGGCCGCGAACAACUGCCCGAAGAGACGAAAAGAGUCCUCAUCCCGCGCACCACAGUAACGUUACCUGCGGGCUCCCGCCGCCGCGGUCGAUCACACGGAGUAAACGUCGUUUGUCAAAUGAAGAAAAUGAUCGUUAAAGUUCACAAACACAUUUUAGGCACCGACGGCGUUCAGUCCGAGUUAAAACUGGGAACGUGUGACAUCAGUAAGACAACAAAACACUAUCAUGUGUUUGUUUACGACAUGGACCAGUGUGGUAGUCAGAGAAAGUUAAUAAACAAUAGAGUAACAUAUUCGAACCUACUGCACUACUCUCCAGUGACGGACCUGGGGCCAAUCCGCCGUGCCAUGCCUUUCACGCUUCCUGUGGAGUGUCACUUUAACAGAUAUCAUUACUCAUACAAAAUUGGUUACAUACCACAAGUCCUAUAUCAGAGCCACUUCAAACCCUUAAGAACUGUGGACAGCGUUGUACUCACUCCCCGUGACGAGCUGUGGAGAAGGUUAUUGCCCACCGAAGAGUAUACCAUUGGUCACCCCAUGUACUUUCAGGCAGACGGACCUCCUCUUGCUGAGAACGAAAGGCUGUUUGUGGAUUCCUGCUAUGUGACGAUCAGCAGUUCGCAUUUGUCCAUGCCCCGAUUUACAGUAAUUGAAAACCACGGGUGCAUGAUUGAUAGCAAGAGUAGUAGGUGGUCCAAGUUCAUCCAAAGUGGACGAAGAAAUGUUGUGCGGUUCUCCCUGGAUGCAUUUCUGUUUCAAGGGAUGCUGGGAGAGCAUCUUUACAUGCAUUGUGAGAUAUCUGUCGGAAGUUUAAAUCCAACGGCAAGUGCAAAGUCCUGCACUUACAACCAGUCAACAAAACGAUGGGAAGAGUUAUUCGGUUCAAAUGCUGUGUGCCUCUGUUGUGACUCCACGUGUGUGUCUUCUGACCUGACUGUGUCCAGUAAAGUCAUCACCAGUGAGCCCUGGAUCAUGGAGUCUGAUUUGGAAAUUGUUGAGGAAGAGCAAACAACUCCAUUCGUGACAGAGGAAGUGGGAACAGGCUUUGUUGAAGUAAUAACCACACCGACAGCUGAGAUUGGACCACGUCAUUUUGUUCCAGACCCAGCUGUAGUAGAGGAAGUCAACAAAUUUGUGGAGCCACGCAGAAUAUUUGAGGAGGUAUUUGGAUUGGGCUAAACAAAGAGAACUUAAUAAAGACAUUCUGAGUUUUCACAA
Molecule: messenger RNA, 1558 nt
Organism: Labeo rohita (rohu)
Lineage: Eukaryota; Metazoa; Chordata; Actinopteri; Cypriniformes; Cyprinidae
Gene: zp3d.2
Product: zona pellucida glycoprotein 3d tandem duplicate 2
Exons: 8
Coding region: 80-1519 (479 amino acids)
Biological process (GO): egg coat formation; positive regulation of acrosome reaction; binding of sperm to zona pellucida
Cellular component (GO): extracellular matrix
Molecular function (GO): acrosin binding
Source: RefSeq, a predicted model, not a curated record